AUGGCGUACACGGUCGACAUGGGGUCGGAUAUCUUUUAUUCUACCAAAUGUGACUUAUAUCUUGCCCUGCAAGCCUCAGUGGAUAUGCUCGUUCCUGCAGGGGUUACAGGACUGCAAUCCGUGGAAACCCUCAAGAACGUACUAUAUUCAGGUACAAUAUGGGUAGACCAGCUGCCCGAGCUCAGACUGAAUGUUCAUGUCAGCGCCGAAUCCAACUUGGGCCGUCCAUUGUCAAUCCUUACCUCUCAAAUUGGGGACGCACUAUGCAACUCUCAGUGCUGGCUUGAAUUAGGUCUUGGAGUUCUUUUCAAAAACUGUGACCAUUGGACCGAAAAGACCACCUCUACGACUUUUCGUUUAUCGUUCGGAUUACGCAGAAGGCCUGGAGGAUCUGUAACAGCCGAAACAUCAAGACGUCCAUCCUUGGCCAAGUCCCUUACCAAUGCAGUUCCUCCUUUAUAUACUCCAGCUUUUCAUAUAUCUACAAUUAAUAUCUCGAUGACCUAUAGUCGCCACAGUCAACCCCUGCGAUAUAUCUCAUCAUCUACAGCGCCUGAGAACUGUGGGGUCACGCCGCACAUAGAAAUACCUUAUCGCAUCGACAAAGUUGUUGAACAUUCUCAAGAUUCUGCCCCUGCAAGUAUUCUACUAGCCAACGACACCUGCCAAGUCUCGGAGUUCAUAUCCUUGUUCAACGUCGGAUUCAGCACCCUCGUGCAUGACGAUCCACCCAGGAUUUACAAGUACCCAACGCUGAAGAAGAGCGAUUUGCAGUCUCUUUCUCGAAUUGCUCCUUCAGUAUUCAGUCUUAGAUACCGCGAAGUGAGAAACUGGUUAUCUCUAUGUAUCCGUCUAUACAUAUCUGACUCAAUUCAUUGA
Aspergillus nomiae NRRL 13137 is the source of this 879-nucleotide messenger RNA. RefSeq lists its product as uncharacterized. Lineage: Eukaryota; Fungi; Ascomycota; Eurotiomycetes; Eurotiales; Aspergillaceae. Bases 1 to 879 code for a protein of 292 amino acids. The record is from RefSeq and is a predicted model, not a curated record. The transcript is spliced from 2 exons.